UUGUUAGUUCCUAUCAUUUUCAGCUUUAACUACACGUACAACACUUUGAUAGACGCGUGGAAAAUAUAUAUUGGUAGUGCUUGUCGCUUCAUAGAACAAUGCAGUAAACCACAAAAAAUCGAUCGUAUCUAUGUUCGCUUGGAUUACGACAAGUGCGCUCAUUUGAACGACCUUGCGAUUAUCGACCUGAGGAAUAAAGUACCCGAAAUUGAAGGAGUUCCAAUCUGUCUCCCCAAAAAAGAAGAACCUCUUCGACUAGUCUUGAAUGCCAUUGGAUCCGGAGCGGAUCCAAGCCGAAGGAAGGCAUUUUCUGGUGGACUCCAAAAAACAAACUUAUUCAAAGCCGUUGAAAAAGAUAAAAUAAUUGAGACAGUGGACAAGAUUUCUGCACUGUGCUCGGGUGAUAGCGGAGGCCCGCUAUUUUUCUCUCAAAUGGGCCGUUACGUUCAGGUUGGCAUUGCUUCCGCGGUCUCUCCACCAUGUGAAAGAAGCGCCGAGUAUAUGCAAAACCGCUACGUAGAUGUCCGUAAGUACCUCGGUUGGAUUUGUAAACAUACUGGCAAGUAUAUACUGUGUAUUAUUGUAAUCUUAGGUAUCUGUCCAAAAGAAGACACUGACGAUGAAGAAGACUUAUGA
Messenger RNA from Strongylus vulgaris, 636 nucleotides. Lineage: Eukaryota; Metazoa; Nematoda; Chromadorea; Rhabditida; Strongylidae. The record is from the annotation of a GenBank genome assembly.